Naegleria gruberi is the source of this 2727-nucleotide messenger RNA. RefSeq names its product abc transporter B family protein. Lineage: Eukaryota; Heterolobosea; Eutetramitea; Acrasida; Naegleriidae. The record is from RefSeq and is a predicted model, not a curated record. Bases 186 to 2687 code for a protein of 833 amino acids. Gene Ontology annotation, molecular function: serine-type endopeptidase activity. The transcript is spliced from 2 exons. Gene Ontology annotation, biological process: proteolysis.
GAAACAGUUCACCCACAUGGCUCACAGCAGCAUGCUUGUUGAUUUUCUCAUUGUUUGGCAGCUUCUGUUUAGUUUCUGCCACAGCAGUGAACGAAGGAAUCUUUAAAAGCGAAACUAAUAUUCAGUUUCUUUCAGAAUAUUUUCAUGUGGAAACUAAACUUGCAGCAACAGGUAGAAGAAAUGGCAUGUAUAAUUUAUUUACACAAAAUGAGAAGAGAAGAGAUAUGAAUAGGUUUCUUCAUGAAUCUAAUCCAUUUCUUUUGAAUGAACCUUUACUUUCGUCUACUUUAAAUCAUCAACGAAAUAUUCAACAAGAAGACGAAACUCAAUUUUUCAGUGUCUUGUUGAAAGUGAAAGAUAUCCAAAAGUUUAAAAAGGAAAACACUAACUUGAAUAUCCAACCAAUGGCCAAAAAUGUAAUUUCCACAAGAAUGGACAUGGAUUCAAUUCAAUCCUUAUUAGGAAAAGAUUACAUUGAAUGGAUUGGACAAAUUGACCCAAUUUUCAAGUUUGAUAUUCAAGAUUUCAUGGAAAAUAAGCAAGAAACAGUUGAAUUGUUAAUUCAGUUUGCAAGUGGCAUUUCUAAUGAAAUGAAACGAAUGAUGGAAAUAUUCGAAACUCAAUUUGGCGUUUCACUUUUAAGAAUUGAAAAGCAAAAUCUCAUGUUAUUGACAGUGCCUAGAAGAUAUGCCCUCGGAGUUUCGUAUGAAAUUUCCAAAGAUUCUUCAGUAAUUUGGAUCGAACCAAAACAAGAAAUUUCACUCACCAACAAAUUUUCCAAAAGUAUCAUUGAUGAUGGAAGUGAGAGAAUUCAAGAACGUGUGAAUUUUGGUGGAUUGACAGGUGAAGGUGAAACAGUAACAGUGGUCGAUGGAUCUUUUGAUGUCACUUCAUGUUUCUUUGCUGAUCCAAAUGUUCCUGUCACUCAAUUUAAAACCUACAAGGAAGGAAUGAAGUUGACUUCACAACAAGUCAAUUCACACAGAAAAAUCAAAGCUUACUAUGCAUUUGUAGAUAAUAGAACAAGAGAUAGUGAUCAUGGUUCACAUGUGGCUGGAAGUGUUGCAGGAAAUUCCAUUUAUAGUAAUAGUAUUGGUGAUACGUUAGUUUCUGAUUAUAAUGGAAUAGCUCCAGAUUCAAAAAUGGUAUUUAUUCAACUUGGAUGUACAUCACCAGUAUGUAUUUCAGAAAAUGGUGAGAAAUUUACUUCAAGUCCUGGUUCACUUUUUCCACCUUCUGAUCCAUAUAAUUUCUUUUCCUUCUCCAAGGAGAUUGCCAAUAGUAGAGUGCAAACGAAUAGUUGGGGAGGAGGUAGUUCCUAUAAUUAUUAUGCCUCCUCUACGGAUGAGUACAUUUUUAAUAAUAAGGAUAUGGUUACCUUGUUUGCAGCUGGUAAUUCUGGAAGAAGUGGUUUUAAAACUAUUGGAGGUCAAGCGCACGCCAAGAAUGUUAUCACUGUUGGAGCUAGUCAUAAUUCCUUUGGAGCACGUACAGUUCAGUAUGCCAACUUGACAUCCUCAACAAAUUCAGUUGUGAGAGAGUAUAUUGUGGCAGUUUUACAAUGUUCUCCAUAUUCUACCAAGUACAUUAAUCAAUGUACAUAUUUCAAUGAUUUGAACAAUAUUGUGGAUGCAUGUGAUGAGAGUGGAUAUUGUGCUAAAGGAACUAUGUCCGUUUCGACUGGAUCUUGUGGAUGUGCCAUUGGAGGAGUUGGACAAUUGUAUUGUGGAAGAUGUGUCUAUCCGAGUCUUGCUGUUAAGGAUAUUCAACCUGAUUCAGUGACCUCUUUCAGUAGUAGAGGACCAACUAUGGAUGGAAGAAUUAAGCCAGAUAUUAUGGCUCCAGGUGAUCAAAUUAUUAGUGUGAGAUCUUAUCCGACUCUGGAUGAUGUUGGAACUCAAUGUUCUCAAAGAAAAAACCUAAUUGACCAUGUUACUGCUAAACGGGGAACAAGCAUGGCAACACCAACUUUAGCUGGCUUGACUGCGAUCGUUAGACAAUAUUUCAGAGAUGGAUACUAUGUGGAUGGUGUGAAGAAUGCAAAGAUUGCAUUUAAUCCAUCAGCAUCACUUGUAAAAGCUACAAUGAUUAAUUCUGCUGUUGAUUUGGCAUCUCUUUCUGAGGAUACUCAAUUUUUGGAAAAGCUAGCACCAAGAAAUUGGAAUUCCACUCGUUAUCAAGGAUUUGGUAAAGUUCAAAUUGAUAAUGUGUUCCAAUUUGGUAAAAGUGAAAGAAAAUUGUGGAUUGGAAGAACUGAAAACAUUCAAAACAUUGCACAAUUAUCAAAUGUUGAGACUGAAUUUGGUGAUCCAGUUCUUUCAAGUGUCGAGGAUGAACAUGUUUAUUACAUUGCUCCUACUAAUGCUAAUUUGCCAAUGAAGAAUGUUAAAAUUACACUAGUCUGGUCAGAUUACCCUUCAAAUCCUCUUAGUCGUCUCAAUAUUGUCAAUAAUCUUGACUUGGAGGUGAAUGUUUUUAGAGAUGUGAUUUUUGGAAAUUCUCAAUUGUAUGGUCUUUCACAAGAUAACAUGGCCAGGGAUACUUUGAAUAAUGUUGAACAAGUUUGGCUCGAUAGUACUGAUCACGGAGUGGUAAUUAGAGUUUAUGCAGAGUAUUUGUUUGUUCCACAAAGUUAUUCACUCGUAGUUUCUGGAGAUAAUGUUUCCAUGCACUUACUGAAAGAGUAACUUGUAAUUAUAUCAAUACACCAUUUUGAACAUUUAAUCU